GUGAAACUUGUCUGUAUAUAGGUAGAGAUGGCCGCUACUUACGCUGCACUAACUUCUGUGUUGGGAACCAUAGACAAGCUUUUACGGUCCAACUUAUUAGUAGGCGUAGAAGAGGUUCAUAAGCUACAACUGAAAUCACUCGACGAGAUGUUUGGCACUCUGCAAGUGUCUCUAACUGGCAAAUGUGAUGGCGGAGAACCAAUUAUUACCAAGGAUUUGCAAAGAAGAAUCAAAGAUGUUGCACUUGAUGCAGAAGAUGAAGUUGAUUCACUAAUGAAACAACUUAUUAUUGAUCUGGAUGAUGAUGAAUGUUGUCGUGCGAAUCUUGAUAAAGUCUCUCAACAGGUUAUACAAGUAACUGAUUCUGUCAAUGAAGAGCUGAUCAUCAAGCAGAAGAUCAACAAUUGUCCAGAAGCUGAAAGUAGCGCUUCUCCACGAUUAGAUGCUUCAAUCUGUGAGAACGUUAUGGAAGGGUACAAUGAAGAAAGAGAAAGGAUGGUUCAAAGACUUACCAGAGGCUCCGGAUCAAAUAAACUGGAAGUGGUCUCUGUUGUGGGGAUGCCGGGCAUAGGUAAGACAACUUUCGCCAAAACUAUAUUAUUCGAUAACUCUAUCAAGAGGGUCUUUCAAAUUCGCGGUUGGAUUACUGUGUCUAACAACUAUGAUUUAAGAAAGUUGCUCCUAGUCCUCCUUCGUGAUGUUAUUAGAAUGGGAGACGGGAAUGAUAAUACAAUGGAUAUUGGAAAACUAGCUGAGCACGUACAACAAGGUUUGAAGGGACAAAAGUAUUUGAUUGUUGUGGAUGACAUAUGGAGCAAUCAAGAUUGGGAUAGAAUUUCACAUUGGUUUCCAGAUUGUGAUAACAAGAGUCGAAUUUUGUUGACUUCUCGAGACAGGGAGGUUGCUGAUUAUGCUGCUCGCAAUACUAAAGAUGGUUUGGUACCGAUGCGUCUUCUGACACAGGAGGAAAGUCGGUAUCUGUUUUACCACAAGGCAUUUGGGAAAAAUUACAGUAUUCGAGGGUCAGAGGUUGAUGAAUUCGAGAAGGUUGGAGAGGAAGUUGUAACAAAUUGCAAAGGAUUACCGCUAAUGAUUACUGCAGUUGCUGGUAUACUCUCUAGCAAGAGUAAACUGGAUGAGUGGAUGGAAGUAGCUCAAAGUGUAAGCUCAUUAGUAAAUGAUGAUGAUUACCAACAAUGCUUAAAAGUUGUUGCUUUGAGCUACAAUCAUCUUCCUUCUCUUAUGAAAGCUUACUUUUUACAUUUCGGACUUUUCCCAAAAGCCCAUGUGAUUUCUGUGAAGAAGUUGAUUAGAUUAUGGAUUGCAGAAGGACUCGUAAAUCUAAAGGGAGUUGAGGAAUUUGAACAAGUAGCUGCUCGUGUUUUACAUGAUCUUAUCGGGAAAAGUCUUGUUAUUGUUGUUGACAAGCGAAGUUUGGAUGGGCAAAUUAAGACAUGUAGGAUUCAUGAUCUUUUUCAUGAUUUGUGCUUGAAGGAAGCUGAAAAUGAGAAUCUUUUGUAUGUUCUUGGUCCAGACCUUACCACUCAUUUAGACAGAAAUUUCCAUAAAGGUCCCAGGUGGAUGUCAAUUCAAUCAGACUUUAAUAUUAGUUACUCCAGUCGGUAUACUUCUAUUAAAAUACGCUCUCUUUACAUAUCUUAUAUAUAUUUUAGCAAAGAUCUUUUUCAUUUCAAACUACUAAGAGUAUUGGACAUGGAGGACAGUAUCAUCACAAGUAAAAUUACUGGAGAGCUUGUUUGUUUAAAGUAUUUGGCUAUGUGGCCUAGUGCGACAUGUGUGGAACUACCAAUUUCCAAUCUUUGGAAUCUACAGUCUCUCAUUUUUAAUAAAGGUUCAUCUGGAUAUUUUUUACAUAGUGUUGUAGCUUUGCCAAAAGAUAUUUGGCAAAUGUCACAAUUAAGGCAUCUUUCUGCAAGAGGCAUUUAUCUAUCUUCUCCUGGAGAUAAGGUUCUCGGAAACUUACAGUGUGUUUCUGGUUUGAGCCCUUGUUGUUGUACAAAGGAAAUAUUUGAAGGGAUUAAGAAAGUGAAAAAAUUGGCCAUUUACGGAAGGAAGGAGGAAUAUCCUACCGAUCUUAAAUGGACAGAUAAUCUUAAAUAUUUACAAGAUCUCGAGUCACUAAGUAUUACAGCUAAAAUGUUUUAUGAUACAGAUAAAACCAGGUUGUUUAGUCUUACAAGUCCAGAUUCUUUUCCACAAAAACUCAAGAAGUUGAAACUUAGCUACAUAAGUCUACAGUGGGAAUACAUAUCCAUUAUCAGCAAGUUGCCCGAACUUGAGGUGCUCCAACUGAAGGGUGGUACGUUAUUUGGCGACGAGUGGAAAGCAACAGACCAGAUUGGGUUCCCGAAGUUGAGGUUCUUGCUCCUUGAUAAUCUCCUCCUUGAAAAAUGGGAAACCACCACAGGCUCUCAUGAUCAUUUCCCCAGCCUUGAGCGCAUAAUUAUCAUAGAUUGCCACUUCUUAGAAGAGAUUCCUCAAGGAUUUGCUGAUAGCAAGACACUGGAGCUGAUUGAGUUACACAAAUGUGAACCUUCCUUGGUGGCUUUUGCUGAGAAGAUCCAGGAAAAGCACGAGGAUUUGGGGAGGAACAAACUUAAAGUUACUGCCUUCGAUUCAGUGUCGUUGGAGGAAUGGUUUAGAUUUUUCUAGAAGAAACAGGGGAUUUUCAGCUGAUCAAUCACAUAAGGAAUUGUCUUCCCUCCUUGUACCGUAUUGUGGUGUUUGCUUAAAAAUAAUAUUUGUUUUGAUUUUUACUUAUACAACUUCUUGUUUAGAUAUGAUUGUUACUUAUUGUAUCGUAUUCUAUUAGUAUUAGUUUAAAUAUAAUGUUUCUUUUGAUUUUUAUA
Molecule: messenger RNA, 2870 nt
Organism: Solanum tuberosum (potato)
Lineage: Eukaryota; Viridiplantae; Streptophyta; Magnoliopsida; Solanales; Solanaceae
Product: putative late blight resistance protein homolog R1A-3
Exons: 2
Coding region: 28-2673 (881 amino acids)
Biological process (GO): defense response to other organism
Molecular function (GO): ADP binding
Source: RefSeq, a predicted model, not a curated record